Myotis davidii is the source of this 2031-nucleotide messenger RNA. RefSeq names its product protein NDRG1. Gene Ontology annotation, cellular component: cytoplasm. The coding region runs from base 142 to 1326 and encodes 394 amino acids. The record is from RefSeq and is a predicted model, not a curated record. Gene Ontology annotation, biological process: signal transduction. The transcript has 17 exons. Lineage: Eukaryota; Metazoa; Chordata; Mammalia; Chiroptera; Vespertilionidae.
ACCUCGCUUGGCUCUCGGCUUGGUCUCCGGAGUGCGCUCACGCCCAUCCUCUCUGUUCCUCUCCGUUCUCGCCUAGCACCGCCAGCCUCGCUCCAGCGCCUGUUGCCUCUCCCUCUCCCUUGGGCAGGUGACAGCAGGGACAUGUCUCGGGAACUGCAGGACGUGGACCUGGCCGAGGUGAAGCCUUUGGUGGAGAAAGGGGAGACCAUCACCGGCCUCCUGCAGGAGUUUGAUGUUCAGGAGCAGGACAUCGAGACUCUGCAUGGCUCCAUCCACGUCACGCUGUGCGGGACCCCCAAGGGAAGCCGGCCCGUCAUCCUCACGUACCACGACAUCGGCAUGAACCACAAAACCUGCUACAACCCCCUCUUCAACUCUGAGGACAUGCAGGAGAUCACCCAGCACUUCGCUGUCUGCCACGUGGACGCCCCUGGCCAGCAGGACAGCGCGGCUUCCUUCCCCGUGGGGUACAUGUACCCAUCCAUGGACCAGCUGGCCGAGAUGCUGCCGGGGGUCCUCCACCAGUUUGGGGUGAAGAGUGUCAUUGGCAUGGGGACCGGGGCUGGCGCCUACAUCCUCACUCGAUUUGCUCUGAACAACCCCGAGAUGGUGGAGGGCCUGGUGCUCAUCAACGUGAACCCCUGUGCCGAGGGCUGGAUGGACUGGGCGGCCUCCAAGAUCUCCGGAUGGACCCAGGCCCUUCCGGACAUGGUGGUGUCCCACCUCUUUGGGAAGGAGGAGAUGCAGAACAACGUGGAGGUGGUGCAUACCUACCGCCAGCACAUCCUUAACGACAUGAACCCGGGCAACCUGCACCUAUUCAUCAACGCCUACAACAGCCGGCGGGACCUGGAGAUUGAGCGGCCGAUGCCGGGAGUGCACACGGUCACCCUGCAGUGUCCUGUGUUGCUGGUGGUUGGGGACAAUUCUCCCGCCGUGGAUGCUGUGGUGGAGUGCAACUCAAAGCUGGACCCAACCAAGACCACCCUCCUCAAGAUGGCGGACUGUGGCGGCCUCCCGCAGAUCUCCCAGCCAGCCAAGCUCGCGGAGGCCUUCAAGUACUUCGUGCAGGGCAUGGGAUACAUGCCCUCUGCCAGCAUGACCCGCCUGAUGCGGUCCCGCACGGCCUCGGGCUCCAGUGUCACGUCCCUGGAGGGGUCCCGCAGCCGCUCCCACACCAGCGAGGGCACCCGCAGCCGCUCCCACACCAGCGAGGGCACCCGCAGCCGCUCCCACACCAGCGAGGGUGCCCGCCUGGACAUCACCCCCAACUCCGGCUCCACUGGGAACAGCGCGGGGCCCAAGUCCAUGGAGGUGUCCUGCUAGGCGGCCUGCGCGCCCCGCCGCCCCCUGGACUGUGGGACCAUAGUAGCUGCCCCCUUCUCCUGCCCUCCCCAGCCCCUGCCCGCCAUACCGCACGCAACUCGGUAUUAACCCCAAGCUAGUUUUGUAGGAGGGAGCUCUGGCCAUGACUUUAGAUGGGAUUUGUCCAGGGCGCCCCCUCCAGGGCCGGGCGGGGUGGACCAAAGGAACGGAAGCAUCUUAGUGUCCCCUGUGCAUUGAAGAGUGGCCUGGUGGCCGCUGGCUUCCCCUCCCUCCAAGAUGCCAAACUGCCCCAAACAAGAAACAUAGCAGGAAAUAGGUCCUAAUCCAGGCCUAGGCUGACCCGGGCAUCCGGGCUCUCAGGGGCCUUUGGGGGAAGUCAGCCCACCUGCUUCUGUUUCCUCUCCUGCUAAAGACAAACCCACCCAGUUUCUGGAAACAAUACCCUCCUCUGGUUUGGGGAGGAGGGAGCAGCGAGCCCAGGGGGGUGGGCUGGUGUAGGCAAAACAGGCAUUGGGGAAAAGAGGCAGAGCUGACUGGGAGGCUCAGUUUGGAAAAGCAAAUCUAGAUAGCUCACCUGAAAUCGAUUUUUAAAGUUCGCGCAUACACAUACUUCGCAAUGCCGACGCACGCACGCAGGCCUGCUUUCCUGACAUUUGUUUUUCGUGAACACAAAGGCGGGGACAGAUCCUCCUGGCUUUGCUGCAA